AAACGGCCUGGAGGCCGGCGGUUCUAGCUUGCCGCCCCUCUCUCUCUCUCUCUCUCUCUCUCAAUCGCCGACGGUGCCGUUCUUCGUUUGCUUCUUCCUUCUUUUGGGGUGCGAUCAUGGGGAACGUCAGGAGCAGGCCGGAGUCGAUUGAGCAGUGGAGACGCCAUGGAAGCAGGACGAGAGCAGGUCUUCCGUCGCAGGCCCUCGAUUCAGGUCCUGCUCUGGUUUCAGGUACACCGCAACAGGCAGAGGAACUUGAGAUAUGUUAUGACGACAUCGAAUCCAGUCCACCUGAAGACAGCAGAACGGUCCUUAUGCGUGGGGGUCUAGGACUGAUGGAGACUCCGGAGGUCACGCAGUGGCAGAGUUUCACAGAGAUUUACUUGAUGGAAAAUCAGCUGACUGAGUUACCCGAGGAUCCUCCUCUGUGUCCUCUACUUUUGGUAUUGUUUCUGAAUAGAAAUUACAAGCUCAGAACGAUUAGUCCCUCUUUCUUUGAUUACAUGCCUGCUCUUGAAAUCCUGAAUUUAUCCCGAACUCGGAUCAAGUCCUUGCCGGAGUCUCUAUUCAGGUUAAGCCGCCUAAAAAGACUAUUCUUAAAUCAUUGUGAGCUAUUGAUGGUGUUACCUCCGAAAAUUGGAGAACUUCAGCAGCUUGAGGUGCUUGAUCUUGAAGGGACUGAAAUCAUGGAUCUGCCCAAGGAGGUUGCGAACCUAACAAAGCUCACUUGCUUAGAAGUAUCUUUUUGUCCACGCGUCAAUCGUGGCACCAAAUCUGCGAAAGCAAACGCAUUGAUUCCUCAAGGCACUAUUUCUGCGCUAUCCCAAUUAGAAGAGCUAAGUAUUGAUGUAAAUCCUGAGGACGAGAGGUGGGAGAGUGUUGUGGAAGCUGUUGUUGACGAUGUUUGUGGCUUGUUGAGGCUGGAUACACUUAAACUGUACUUUCCUCACGUGGGCUAUCUGAGGAAAUUCAAAUGGUUUGGUACAUCAGAGGUGUCUAGAUCAUUGUCCCAUUUCAAAUUCAUUGUUGGUAAUCAGGAUGAACGCGUCAUGUCUUGUCUCCCGGUGGAUCUUGAGUUAGAGUUAGAACACUGGGAUAGAUCCCUGAAAUAUGUAAAUGGUGAGGGUGUGCCCAUAGAAGUCCAGAAGAUGCUUUGGCAUACUAUUGCAUUUUUCUUAGACCGCCAUACAGAUGUCACUAAGCUAUCUGAUUUUGGGAUUGAGAACAUGGAGCAAUUGACAUGCUGUAUAAUUGGGGAGUGUAAUGAGAUUCAGGUUAUUAUUGAUGGAACUGACAUGUAUGAUGAAGCUGAUAGAAGUGAAAUAGUCUUGGAAACAUGGGAGAAUGAUAGGAGGUUUCUCGGAUCACUUGAGUAUCUCCACGCAUAUCAUAUGAAGAGUUUGAGGAGCAUUUAUGAGGGGCUAAUGCAUCGAGGAUGCUUGUCUCAUCUUAAAUGCUUGGCCUUACUCACAUGUCCUCGAUUGACUACUAUAUUCACACCUGGCCUACUGGAAAACCUUGAUAGCUUAGAAGAGAUCAAAGUCGAAGACUGCCCCCUUAUCUUAAGUUUAGUGAGGUGUGAAGAUGCUUGUAUUUACGAGAAUACUUACUUCCUCCCCAAGUUGAAAAAGAUAUCCUUAUUCUCAUUGCCUGAACUCAUUAGCAUUUCCAAUGGCUUACGCAUUGCACCAAACUUGGAGCAACUGAGCGUUGUUGAUUGUCCGAAUCUCAAGAGUCCAUCACCUAUUGAAAUUUGUUUCAAUCAUCCAACAGGAACUAAAGCACAAAGUAUUCCAAAUGAUGCAAGCAGAGAGCAGCCUGCUCCUCCUGUGGUUUCAUCUACAACCACUGCACAAAGUAUUCCAAAUGAUGCAAGCAGAGAGCAGCCUGCUCCUCCUGUGGUUUCAUCUACAACCACUGCACAAAGUAUUCCAAAUGAUGCAAGCAGAGAGCAGCCUGCUCCUCCGGUGGUUUCAUCUACAACCACUGGUAAUGCAGACCCUUCAACUUCUAAACUCAAAAGGGAACCUAAAGUUGCUCCUCGGCUGUGGAAAUCCUUAUUCAAUGAUCGUAAGUUAGCUGCAAGAAACUUUAGUGCUGCAAGUCUUCUUGGUGAAGUUGGUUCGAGCUGUGCAUGUGGAUUUACAAAUGAUACAAGCAGAGAGCAGCCUGCUCCUACUGGGGUUUUAUUUACACCCACUAGUACAGCGAUUGACUCAGUUUCAUCUACAACCACUAGUAAUACAGCAAUUAGCUCUUCAAUUUCAUCCAAGACCACUAGUAAUACAACAGCCAACACUUUGACUUCUGAACUCACAGAGGAAAUUAUAGUCGCUCCUCAGCUGCGGAAAUUUUCAUUAAAUGAUCUUAAGUUAGCUACGAGAAACUUUAGUCCCGAGGCUCUGCUCGGCGAAGGCGGUUUUGGCCAUGUCUUUAAGGGUUGGAUUGAAGAAAAUGGGACUGCUGCUGCGAGGCCUGGCACUGGGCUGACUGUUGCUGUUAAGACUCUCAAGCUCGAUGGGCUGCAUGGUCACAAAGAAUGGCUGGCUGAAGUGAGUAUUCUUGGUCAUCGAGAGCAUCCAAAUUUGGUAAAGUUAAUUGGAUAUUGCAAGGAAGACGACCAAAGGCUGCUAAUAUAUGAGUUUAUGCAAGGAGGGAGCUUGAACAAUCACCUCUUUAAAAGAGGGACUCGGCCUCUCCCUUGGUCUACCAGGAUGAAAAUAGCGCUGGAUGCUGCCAAGGGUCUCGCUUUUCUUCAUGAGGAAGCACAACCGCAAGUGAUAUUUUGUGGUUUUAAAACUUCCAAGAUCCUAUUAGAUGCUGACUACAAUGCCAAGCUUUCUGGUUCUGGACUUGCAAAAAUUGUUCCCAAGGGAAAUCACCAUGUCUACACCCGUGUCAUGGGAACUUUUGGCUAUGCUGCCCCAGAAUACGUAGCCACUGGGCUCCUCACAGCAAAGUGCGAUGUCUAUAAUUUUGGAGUGGUUCUUUUGGAAAUUCUGACCGGACGGAGAGUCAUAGACCGAGAUCGGCCUCCCCUUGAAGUUAACCUUGUUGAAUACGUUCGGCCACUUCUAGGAAAGAAAAAAAAAUUGCACGAAUUGAUGGAUCCAAGGCUUAAAAAGUUCUCAGAAAAAGGUGUCCAGAUUGCUUUCACGUUGGCUGCUCGCUGCCUCAGCUUAGACCCAAUAGCUCGUCCCCAGAUGAAAGAAGUUGUUUACGUUUUGAAGGGUCUCCCAGAUCUCCCAUAUAAGGCAAGUUCAUCAACAAUUUUCAGAACGAGACAGGAAAGCACUAGCAGUGGAGCAGCAUCCAAACUCAAACCACGGUGAAUUCAAAGAAUGCAAGUCUUUCAAUUCCGGAAGAAACCAAUGUAGAACCGUGCCACGACACCACCAAUCUCUGGAAGCCAAUGGUAAACCAUGGCAAUGUGUCUAGAAAUAGCUGUCCUUCAACCCCAUUUGUCCCAUUUGUUUCCGUUUCUUCUCUUCCUUUUUGGUGCAGGAGUUUCGACUUUCAUAUGAACAUUCGCUCCUAAUUACUGAAAUGUUGAUGGAGUAAAAUAUAAUAUGAGUUAUGCUGCGUUUCUAAAGGUAUCCUUUGAGAAGUGGCCAGGUGAAGCUUAAAACUGGCAGCACCUAAUGCGAAGUAUGUUUGGGCUUCGAUACCUUAUCUUUCCUGUACAGCAUUUUAA
Syzygium oleosum is the source of this 3694-nucleotide messenger RNA. RefSeq lists its product as uncharacterized. The record is from RefSeq and is a predicted model, not a curated record. The transcript is spliced from 9 exons. Gene Ontology annotation, molecular function: ATP binding; protein kinase activity; protein binding. Lineage: Eukaryota; Viridiplantae; Streptophyta; Magnoliopsida; Myrtales; Myrtaceae. Gene Ontology annotation, biological process: protein phosphorylation. Bases 117 to 3332 code for a protein of 1071 amino acids.